Molecule: messenger RNA, 508 nt
Organism: Sodiomyces alkalinus F11
Lineage: Eukaryota; Fungi; Ascomycota; Sordariomycetes; Glomerellales; Plectosphaerellaceae
Exons: 3
Coding region: 136-318 (60 amino acids)
Source: RefSeq, a predicted model, not a curated record
UUUUCCCCGACCUUCGACCUUGGAACCGGAAUCAUUAUUCCUCGACUAAUCCUGAACGCCUUGGUAAAUUUCUCUGGCGACCAUAUUUGUAUGCAUACGAUCAAGCGACAAACAUGACUUUGGGCAAACCCCCGAAUGGGCGGUAACGAGUCUCAGUCUACGACAUUCGCAUCGUUUGAUAUUUCUCUUCACCCGUUCAUCAUGUUGCUUUACACAAAGGUUGCGGCGCCAAAGCCUCCCAAAAGGAGAUCUAGAGCCGGUUGCGCAUACUGCAAGGAAAAGGUACACAACCACAAUGAACCACAACCGCAUCCAUGACCACAUCCCACAUCCGCAGCCACCACCACAACACAACAAAAAAAAUCCCAAUCCAAACACCAAACACUCGGCAUCCGACACCCUGCCCUUCCCCCCUUCUUCAUCCUCUUCGACGUCCGCAUUCUAACAUCCGUCCCUCGGCGAGGGUAAAACAGAAGAAAAAGUGCGACGAAAACAGGCCGGAAUGCUC